AUGUACUCCCUCUUGACGGGUCUGUACAGAGACUACAGCAGCGUCCAGACGCGUUGCGUCUUGCUUCUAGGUCCAUCUCAAUCCGGCAAGACUGUGCUAUUGACGCGUAUCAAGGCCUACUCGCAAGCUGAACGAGCGGGAAGCAUUAAAGCAGAGCAUAGCAAGAGGCUGGAAGAAGAGGACGUGUAUGAGCGCUUAAAGAGGAAUGAUGAGCUCAACAGCGGUGUCAAGGUCAGAGGCAUCGCACCCACCGUGGGUCAGAACGGUGAGUAGCGCCAGUCUGGCAGGCAGACUGUGUGUGCAUGCUGGAAUGCUCAGCCGCGCACUCCAUCCAUCCAUCCAUCCAUCCAUCCAUCCAUCUCCCCUCGCCAAUCCUCACUUGUCGUAGUGCACACCUUCCAACCGGCCUCUUCGCGCAUACAAUUGCGUUUCUGGGAUCUAGGCGGCUCUAAAGCUCUUCGAGCCAUCUGGCCACGCUACUUCAAAGAGACGCACGUGAUCGUAUGGAAUGUGGACAUUGCGUAUUGGAUAGACUCUAGCGAUGCGGGCGAGGUGUUUGGCGAGUCGCAGUCGAGGCUAGAGGAGGCAGAGCCAAGUGCGGAAAAGGUUCGGAAGGUGCAGGAGAAGGAGCAAGAGCGAGAAAGGGAAGAUGAAGAGAAGGAAGAGGGCAAAAGAGACGCAAAGCAGGCUCUCGGUCAGUUCUCUGCCUUGGGCUUGGAUUAUUCCACUGUACUGCACUGCACUGCACUGCACUGCACGCAUCUCUUGCGCUUCUCAGCUGACCCUUGUCAUUUGGUACGUGCGCCUCAUACGCACCUUGCUGCAGAACCAAUCUUGCGCGACGCAUCCCUGCGAUCCGUCCCUCUGGUGCUCUACAUCACGGACCUUGGUCUUUUUCGUCGUCUCUCCUUAGCUGUUCUCGAAGCUCUACAAGAUUCCUCCUCCUCCACCAGCAACACGCCGCUCAAACAGCAAGCGGCACUGUGCAGAGUGGAAAGGUUGGCAGAGGAUGCGUUAGGUAGAUGCAAGGAUGAUCUGGUCAGCUGCAUCGUUGCGCUGGGUAAAGAGAUCAAGGUUCUUUGCGGAUGGAAAGAAGGGUGA
Messenger RNA from Ceraceosorus bombacis, 1101 nucleotides. NCBI's taxonomy places the organism in Eukaryota, Fungi, Basidiomycota, Exobasidiomycetes, Ceraceosorales, Ceraceosoraceae. The record is from the annotation of a GenBank genome assembly.